AUGCGGCCUUCUACCUUCUUCGCUACUUUAACUUUUGCCCUUUCGGUUUACGCCCAUACUGGCAAUUUACAAAAUCACGACAUUUCCGCUACUCGAUCAACAGUUGGUAGUAGCGGCAAGAGACUCAGUGUAAAGGGGUUUGCCAAGCAAGGAAUCGGCCGCUCUACCGCCCAUAAGAAAUCUGGUAGCCACGGCCCUUCAAACCGUGCCGCUCACCGUAAUUGUCACCGACGGGGCGGUAAACUAAUUGCGCGUGCCGACAACUAUGAUGACGAUGAUGACGACGCUAUGUCUUGUGUAACUGAUGACCAAAAUAGCGGCGAAUAUCUAGAUUUAGGUGAUUUAGAAGAUGGAAUGUGGGACGACCCGGGGACUGAUACUGAGCCUUGUGUGGAGGAUUAA
Pyricularia grisea is the source of this 402-nucleotide messenger RNA. RefSeq lists its product as uncharacterized. Lineage: Eukaryota; Fungi; Ascomycota; Sordariomycetes; Magnaporthales; Pyriculariaceae. The transcript has a single exon. The coding region runs from base 1 to 402 and encodes 133 amino acids. The record is from RefSeq and is a predicted model, not a curated record.